Messenger RNA from Sciurus carolinensis (gray squirrel), 3998 nucleotides. RefSeq names its product cadherin related family member 2 (gene Cdhr2). NCBI's taxonomy places the organism in Eukaryota, Metazoa, Chordata, Mammalia, Rodentia, Sciuridae. The coding region runs from base 1 to 3936 and encodes 1311 amino acids. The record is from RefSeq and is a predicted model, not a curated record. Gene Ontology annotation, cellular component: plasma membrane; catenin complex; adherens junction. Gene Ontology annotation, biological process: homophilic cell-cell adhesion; calcium-dependent cell-cell adhesion; cell morphogenesis. The transcript has 32 exons. Gene Ontology annotation, molecular function: calcium ion binding; cadherin binding.
AUGGCCUGGCCUUGGCUGCCCUGCUUCCUGCUUUCUGCCCUCACGGUGUCUGUGGCAGCCAACAUGCCCCCAACGUUUGGGCAAAAUAUGUCAUUUGUGAACCUGCCUGAGGACCUACCAGUGGGUGCCGUGGCCUUCUGGAUGGUAGUAGAAGACUCGAAUGAUGUUGAUCUGAUUUAUGGGAUUAGUGGUUCCAAUGCCUACUUCUUCAAUGUCACCAUUAAUACUGGGGAAGUGAAGUUGGCUUACCCUCUGGACUACGAGACAGUCCCCAUCUUCAGCAUCACCAUCUCUGCGAGCGACCCUCACUUGCAGGUGCAAAAAGAAAUGCAUGUGGUUGUGGAAGACAGAAAUGACAAUGCACCUGUUUUCCAGAACACUGGAUUCUCCACCAGUGUCAAUGAGACCCUGCCAGUCGGCUCUGUGGUGUUCUCCGUGCUGGCGGUGGACAAAGACACUGGGUCAGCAGGCGUGGUGAAGUACUACAUAGAGAAGGUCAUCCCUAACACUCUGGACAGUGAGCAUCUCUUCAGAAUCAUGGACAAUGGCUCUAUCAUACUCAAUGGCAGUCUCAGCUACAAUAACAAGAGUGCCUUCUAUCAGCUGGAGCUGAAAGCCUGUGACUCGGGUGGCCUACUCAACGACAUUGUCACCAUCCAGUGCUCCCCGCCUGUCUUCCUGUCCAUCACGGUAGUGGACCAGCCUGACCUGGACCCUCAGUUUGUCAGGGAAUUUUACUCAGCUUCUGUGGCUGAGGAUGCAGCUGUGGGGACCUCGGUGCUGAAGGUGGAGGCUGUGGACAGCGACAAAGGCAUCAGUGACCAUGUGAUCUAUAGCAUCUCCAACUCCACAAGGCCUGGGUGGUUCGACAUUGAGGCAGAUGAUGGGGUUAUCAUUGUCGCGGGCAGCCUGGACCGGGAGCAGCUGCUGGAGGAGGAUGAGGAAGUGCAGUUGGAGGUCACGGCCACUGAGAGGAACCUCAACAUCUAUGGGCAAGAGGCCAAGGUGAGCAUAUGGGUCACAAUAAGAGUGAUGGACGUCAAUGAUCACAAACCUGAGUUUUACAACUGCAGCCUCCCAGACUGUUCCUUCACACUCCAAGAAGCCCAAGACAACUUCACUGGCUACGUGGAUGAGCAUGCCUCUACCCGCAUCCCCAUCAAUGGUCUCACCAUGGUGGCCUAUGACCCUGACAAGGGCAAAAACGGCACCUUCCUGCUGUCCCUGGAGGGCCCUGAUGCAGGAGCCUUCAGUGUCUCUCCUGAGCUGGCAGCAGGCUCGGUCGAUGUGCAGGUACUGGUGAAGGAAUCAGAGAUGGUGGACUACGAGAAAAAGACAGAGAUGGUGGUGCAGGUGGUGGCCACUGACUCAAUGAGCAAGAACUCCUCCAUUGCCAGGGUGACCAUCCAUCUCAGAGACAUUAAUGACCACAGACCCACAUUCCCCCAGAACUUGUAUGUCCUCAGUGUGUUAGAGAACAGCCCAACAGGCUCUGUGGUCACCAGCAGCAUCCAUGCCACGGACCCAGACACGGGUGAGUGGGGCCGCAUCACCUACAGCCUGCUCCCAGGAAAUGGGGAAGACCUCUUUGAGGUGGAUCCAGACUCAGGGACAGUGACUGUGAAAAAUGGCACGCUGCUAGACCGGGAGAGGCAGGCUGUGUACUACCUCACACUACAGGCCACGGACGGUGGGAAUCUGUCUACCUCCACAACACUGCAGAUCAACUUGCUGGAUGUCAAUGACAACCCCCCCAUAGUCAGCGGCUCCUACAACAUCUUUGUUCAGGAGGAGUUGGGCGAUGUCUCUGUGACCAUUCAGGCCUAUGACAACGAUGAGCCAGGCACCAAUAACAGCCGCCUGCUCUUCAGCUUACUGCCUGGCCCCUACAGCGCUAACUUCUCAAUAGACUCCAACACAGGGCUCCUCAGAAACUUGGGGCCCCUGGACCGAGAGGCCAUUGACCCCACCCUGGGGGGCCGCAUUGUGCUAACAGUUCGCGUAUCUGACUGUGGAGUGCCUAGCUUCAGCACGGACGUCAACGUCACCAUCAAUGUGGAGGACAUCAAUGAUAACCUGCCCAUCUUCAGCCAGUCCAGCUACCAAUUCUUUGUGAAGGAGAGGGAGUUAGGAGUGCUGGUGGGUGUAGUGGAAGCUUGGGACGCAGACCAGACGGAAGUCAACAAUCGCAUCAGCUUCAGCCUGUCAGGGAGCGGUGCCAACAACUUCGUGCUCCGAGGCUCCAUGCUGGGGUCUGGAAGGGCUGAGGGCCACAUCUGGCUGCCCCCAGAUGGGAGUCUGGACUAUGAGACACAGGCCCUCUUCCUUCUGACAGUGAGUGCUGAGAACUUAGACCCCCAGGGGCAUGUGGCCACGGCAGGAGUCAACGUGACUGUGGUGGACGUGAACGACGAGCCACCCACCUUGGAUGAAGAUUCACUCCAGGGCAUCUCUGUGGCUGAGAAUGGUUCACAGCAUGGCCAGGUGGCUGAGGUCGUGGCCUGGGACGUGGACACCGAGGCCCAGCUGGAGAUACAGCUAGUGAACGUCAUCUGUACCAAGGGCAGUGUCGAUGUGGGCAGCCUGUGCCAUGGAUGGUUCUCCGUGGAUGCCAAUGGCUCCGUGUACAUCAAUCAGAGUGAGGCUAUCGACUAUGAGGCCUGUGACCUGGUCACACUGGUCGUACGGGCCUAUGACCGCACCACAGAUCCCCGCUUCCAGGCCUACAGCAACAAUGGAAGCCUCCUUAUUACCAUCGAGGAUGUGAAUGACAAUGCACCCUAUUUUCUACCUGAUAAUCAAACUUUUGUGAUCAUCCCAGAACUUGUGAAACCUUCCCAGCAGGUGGCUUAUGUUCGGGCCAGAGACAAUGACUCAGGAAGCAAUGGGGCCAUCGUGUUCUCCAUCCUCCAAGUGGAUUUCAUCUCUAAGGAUGGGGCCACGAUCCCUUUCCAGGGCUUCUUCUGGAUAGCCACCUCUGUGGAGGCCAACGUGUUUACUGGCAGCAUUGAGCUGGUGACCAACCUUGAUUCCACUCUCCAAGGCACUUACCAAGUGACGGUCCAGGCCCGGGACACACCUUCUGUGGGUUCUGCACAGUCAGCCCAAAUCACCCUGAAUCUCUUCACUGUGGACCAGAGUUACCGCAUCAGGUUGCAGUUCUCCACUCCAAAGGAGGAGGUGGGCGCCAACGUGGAAGCAAUUAAAGCGGCUCUUGCUCAGGCAACCAGGACUACUGUCUAUGUUGUGAACAUUCAGGACACAGACUCUAUGGCUCGGGCUCCAGCCCAAUCUUAUCUUGAUGCCUACUUUGUCUUCUCCAAUGGGUCAGCCCUGACACUGAAUGAGCUGAGUCUGAUGAUCCGGAAGGACCAGGAUGCACUGACACAGCUGCUGCAGCUGGGGCUGGUGGUGCUGGGUGCCCAGGAGAGCCAGGAGGAAGACCAGGCCAAACUGCUCACCAGUGUCAUCAUAGGACUGGGAGUGGCUUUGCUGUUGGUCCUUGUGAUCAUGAUCAUGGCCCUUGUGUGUAUGCGGAAGAGCUACCACCGGAAGCUUCGUGCCAUGAAGGCUGCUAAGGAGGCCCGGAAGACAGCAGCGGGGGUGAUGCCCUCAGCUGCUGCUAUCCCUGGGACUAACAUGUACAACACUGAGCGGGCCAACCCCAUGCUGAACCUCCCCACCAAAGACCUGGGCCUUGAGUACCUCACUUCCUCCAGUGACUUGGACCAUGUCAGCCUCAAUUCCCUGGAUGACAACUCUGUGGACCUGGAUGGGAACAGUCAGGAAAUCAAGGAGGCCAGACCUCAGCACAGUCCACCAGAACUGGAUCCGGAGCCUCUGAGUAUGGUGCUGUCAGGAGGGCAGGGGGACACACGUGGACGGCAGCAGGAAUUGUACUUCACCAAUCCCGGCCUGGACACCACAGACCUGUGAUGGAGGCCCCUACUCUUCUGGCCCACUUGGGAAGAGGCCCUGUGGCCCCCUGACUUCAUCUC